Messenger RNA from Malassezia japonica, 2808 nucleotides. RefSeq lists its product as uncharacterized. Gene Ontology annotation, molecular function: protein binding. The record is from RefSeq and is a predicted model, not a curated record. Lineage: Eukaryota; Fungi; Basidiomycota; Malasseziomycetes; Malasseziales; Malasseziaceae. Bases 1 to 2808 code for a protein of 935 amino acids. The transcript is spliced from 7 exons.
AUGCUGAUUGCGCUCGAGGGGCGCGAUACGCUCAAGUUCCUGCAGGGAAGUGUCACGAACAAUGUCGUGACGCUCGAAGACGCACACAAGAACGGCACACCGGCGCGCGACGCAUUCUACACGGCCUUUCUCACUCCGCAGGGGCGCGUCAUUGCCGACUCGUUCCUGUACCUCUUGCCUGAUACGCAGGAGCCGUCGCUGCUCAUGGAGGUCGACGAGAAAAUCGCAAGCGAGCUGCUCAAGUUCAUCCGGCGCUUCAAGCUGCGCUCCAAGGUCAAGAUUACGGACGUGAGCAGCGAGUGGGACGUAUACCAGGCCUGGGGACCGAAUGCACAGGGCGAUCUGGGCGACGCGGCGCUCGCUUUUCGUGACGUGCGCACGCCGGACAUGGGCUGGCGUGUCCUGGCGCGCGCGGGUACCGAGGCGCCGGUGUCGGGCACGACAGUGUCGUUUGACGAGUACACGGUGCACCGCAUGCUCAACGGCGUACCGGAAGGCGCAGACGAGCUCGUGAACGGCUCGAGUUUACCCCUCGAAAGUUGUAUUGACUAUAUGCACGGAGUCGAUUUCCACAAGGGGUGCUACAUCGGGCAGGAGCUUACCGCACGCACCUACUUUACGGGCCUCGUGCGCAAGCGCGUGAUGCCGGUCGCCCUGACCAAUGUCGGCGAGACCGCCCCUGAACCUUUUACGAUCGACACCAACUGGACCGCCGUGCCAGAGCACGGCACAGACGUGCGCCUCAUUGCGGCCGAGGCCUCGAACGAAACCGAGAAUCGCCAGGGACGCUCGCGCUCCGCAGGCAAGUUUAUCGGCGGCAUCCACAAUAUCGGCCUGGCCUUGCUCCGCAUGGAGCAGGAGGAAAAAACGCACCAGGAGGAGAACGCGCCGCACCUCGCGGUCAGCGUGGAAGUGAACCCCGGUGAGACGGUCGCCGAGGGUAGCCAUGCGAUCCAAGUGGAAGACCCGAAUCUCGAGACAAUCUGGGGACCGCAAGAAAAGCCAGAGGGCCCAGAAGCGAUACCAAAUGCAAACGAUCAUACCCAUGUCCACCUGAACGCCAUGUUCAACAUGGUGCAUGCGCGGACCAAAAAAACCGAAAAGGCCGAGAAGCACCAGCACCUGGAAGAGCACGGAUUCGACGUUCCUGUCACGCUUGCUCACCUUUUCAAGCGCCCUGUCGUGCGCCAAUGGCUGUACAAAGGCAAUCUGUAUCGCGAGACGGACGAACGUAUUCCGUCGCGCUUUGAGCUUUUUUUCGACCUGAUGUUUGUCGGUAUUGCGCACAUUCUCGCGGACGGCGCGGCGGAAGAGGCGUCUGGAUUUAACGUGCUCAAGUUCAUUCUCGAAUUCUUCCCGGCGUGGAUCGUGUGGAUGGACGUGCGCACUUUUUUGAACGUGUCUGGAACGGACGAUAUCAAGGAACGCCUGGGCCUUCUUGGUAUGAACCCGGUUAUUUACCACGACCACAUCACUGGCGAUUACUGGUUCGACGAGAAUUAUACGCGAUACUUGCACGCGGCAAUCGGAUUUUACCUCGCUCUUCGCUUGUUCCGUAUCCUUCUUCGUCUCUACUAUGGAUUGAUCCUGCCCAAGUUCCGCCCAGCUAUGUGGGUAAACGCGUUUGUUUGUCUCCUGAUUUCGGGGCUCUAUCUUCCCAUCAUGUGGAUUGACGAUGCGGUCGCCGUGACUGGUUUGAUGUUUGCAGGAAUGUGUGCCGAGUUGUUUGACAGUUUCAUUGUGCUCAUUAUUCUCUGGAUUUUCAACGGCAUAGCGUUCCGAAAAGGAGGCGAAGCCUUGUUUAUCCCUGCCAUUUCGCAAGAACAUGCUAUCGAGCGCACAAUCCAAUUUGUCCUUGUCGUCGUGGGUGAGAUGAUCAUCAACUCGACCUAUGUUGCUCGUCUCACCGAGCAAGAAACCUACAUUGGCGUGAAUCCAAUGUUUGGACGAUCGGCUCUUGCCAUUGGCUGCUCGUUCAUGCUCAUUUGGCUCUACUACGAUGCGGACAGCUCGCGCACGUACCAGCACGCGCUGCGCCGCAACUGGCUUACGUCGCAUACGUUUAGCCUGAUCCACUUUCCGCUUUCUGCCAGUCUUAUUCUUGCUGGCGCAUCGCUGGCAAAGCUGAUCGAGGAUCGAGAUGGCGAGGAAGCCGCGAGUUACUUGUGGUACUGGAGCGGCAGCUGUUUCGUCGCACUGCUCUGCAUUGCUACAAUUGGUAUUUUGCACAGGAACUUGGACAAGCAUGGAAGCACGCGCCUUCCCCGUUCACUUCGCCUUUUUGUUCGCGUGGUCAUGGGAAUUAUUAUUCUCUUCUUGCCUAUGAUGCACAGCAGCACGACAGACGCGGACGGGAAAAAAGUAUCGGAGGAUUGGAAUAUUGUCGAGUUCCUUGGCGUCAACUUUGCCAUUCUCACCGCACUGGUCACUUUUGAGACCUUUGCAAAGCUCGGUGCUGUGGGGCGCCGCUACGACGACGACAAUGCGGCGCUUGUGCGCCGCGCAAAACUCACAACCCUCGCCAGGAUCGAUCCUGCGGAGCAGCAACGUAUGCGCGAAGCGCGCGCGCAUCUGCGAAGCAUGGGGGUCGUUACUUACCCUCCGCUCAUGGAAGGCGACGCGGAGAAAAGCGACGCAGAGCGCGAGCCGCUCAGACACCUGCGUCUCAAGCGCAACUUGUCGUGGCACCCGUACGACGGCCUCACGCUCGGCGAGCAAGGCGAGGAAGAUGUCGGUAUGGAAGGCGAAUUGGGCCGCCUGGAAAUGAAGGAGCUCAGCGAGGGACAGCGCUGGGCGUUUGCGACGUAG